Molecule: messenger RNA, 1031 nt
Organism: Armigeres subalbatus
Lineage: Eukaryota; Metazoa; Arthropoda; Insecta; Diptera; Culicidae
Product: non-homologous end-joining factor 1-like
Exons: 4
Coding region: 55-1014 (319 amino acids)
Biological process (GO): double-strand break repair via nonhomologous end joining
Cellular component (GO): DNA ligase IV complex; nucleus
Molecular function (GO): DNA end binding
Source: RefSeq, a predicted model, not a curated record
CAAAAUUGUUUUGUUUGUCGUUUUGUUUUGUGCUGUGGUUUUUUAUUCCUCAAAAUGUUAGAAUUUUUGAAAAUAAACGAUAAAUAUUACGUAGUAGAUAUACGCCAGUUGCUAGAAAAUGGUUCAACAGUGGCGGAUAAUGGAAAAAACCUAAUGAUACAGUGCAAUUUAUUCGAUUUAACUCGGCUCUGGUGCGAAACUAUUUCGGUUGAAAACUUGGUCGAACGUGAAAAGAAAUCCGAUUCCAUCAUCCAGUACACAUCCGACAUAGUGAACGAAACUAUUCUAGCACGGAAGGCGGACGAUUUCAGCAUUAGCGAAGAAUCCCAAUGUGGUGUACUUUCGCUCCGUCUCAAAUACUACGUACAAAGUAUACCGGUCGCAUUUACUUUACGGCUUAAAACGGCCACUAAUGAAGAGCUUGCAGAAAAUAUUCUUCUCCCCACAUGGCGAACGUUACUUAUGCUAUACGAGGAGAAUUGUGCCCUGAAAAACAUCAUAAUCAAAAAGGAUAUUGAGAUCGAGCAAUACAAAGUGGAGGGAGCAGUGCUUAAGAGAAGCCUAGUCGCAACAACCAAAUUCGAUGAGUGCAAAUUUGUGGAAACAUUCCCUCUGUCGAGCUCCGAAGAAGGCUUGAAAAUACGGGAUCUGAUCAAAAACAGAGAUCGGCGGUUAAAUCUGAUGAAGCACUUGAGUAUAAAACCUAGCGAGCCUGUUGAUUUAGAAAGUCCUUCCAAGAUCUCAACCAAAGUGGCCAAAACAGUGCUGACACCAACCCGCAAAAGUCCUGGAGGACGUGCGAAGGGUCUGGAAGCGAUAUUCGCUAAACAAAAGUUACCAAAGUCCGUAUCGGCAUCUUCCCUGUCCCUGAAGCGACUACAAACGAGCCAAUGGGAGGAAAAUGACGACGAUAAAGAUGAUGUACUGAGCAACCAUUUAUCGAGUACUGGUGGAACUAAUUUGAGCAACUCAUCCGUCGGGGUGGCUAAAGUCAGGAAAAUAACUAAAUUAUAGAUGAUUUGUGUAUGUUC